AUGGGGAAUAUCUUUGCCAACCUCUUCAAAGGCCUUUUUGGCAAGAAAGAAAUUCUCAUGGUGGGCCUGGAUGCUGCAGGGAAGACUACCAUCCUGUAUAAGCUGAAGCUGGGUGAAAUUGUGACCACCAUUCCUACUAUAGGCUUCAGUGUGGAAAAUGUGGAAUACAAGAACAUCAGCUUCACAGUGUGGGAUGUGGGUGGCCAGGACAAGGUCCGGCCUCUGUGGCGCCACUACUUCCAGAACACACAAGGUCUGAUCUUUGUGGUUGACAGUAAUGACAGACAGCGUGUGCAUGAGGCCCAUGAAGAGCUCAUGAGAAUGUUGGCUGAAGAUGAGCUCAGGGAUGCAGUCCUGCUUGUGUUUGCUAACAAGCGGGACCUCCCCAAUGCCAUAAAUGCGGCUGAGAUCACGGACAAGCUGGGCCUGCAUCCCCUUGGCCACAGGAACCGGUACAUUCAGGCCACCUGUGCCACCAGUGGGGAUGGGCUCUAUGAGGGACUGGACCGGCUGUCCAAUCAGCUCCGGAACCAGAAGUGAGCCA
Sorex araneus (European shrew) is the source of this 544-nucleotide messenger RNA. Its product is annotated as ADP-ribosylation factor 1-like. The record is from RefSeq and is a predicted model, not a curated record. The transcript has a single exon. Gene Ontology annotation, cellular component: plasma membrane; cytoplasm. Gene Ontology annotation, molecular function: GTP binding; GTPase activity. NCBI's taxonomy places the organism in Eukaryota, Metazoa, Chordata, Mammalia, Eulipotyphla, Soricidae. Gene Ontology annotation, biological process: vesicle-mediated transport; intracellular protein transport. Bases 1 to 540 code for a protein of 179 amino acids.